This is a messenger RNA of Mizuhopecten yessoensis (Yesso scallop), 1313 nucleotides long. RefSeq lists its product as uncharacterized. Bases 284 to 1198 code for a protein of 304 amino acids. The record is from RefSeq and is a predicted model, not a curated record. The transcript is spliced from 4 exons. Lineage: Eukaryota; Metazoa; Mollusca; Bivalvia; Pectinida; Pectinidae.
GAACUUCUCGGCCGAUACGGUCAUCUAACCUCGGAUGUAUGACGUAAGCAUCCAUCUUGACGGAACUACUUUCAAGAUGGUUUCUCUGAAAGCAGACGGCGUCCGUAGCAACGAUUUCUCAUGCGGGUCAGCACUCGAGAGUUUGGAGAACGUACCCAUGAUUUAUCAUUCGUUAUAAGUUAAAUAUAUCUGUAUCAUAUUCAAAUCAAGAAUUAAUAAUUCAAGUUAUGUAUACCAUGUAAUACCGUAUGUUGAACUCUAAAAUGUUGGUGACAUUAAACUGAUGGCAGCGUCCGUAGCAGGUGUGACACCUGUCAAGACGUAUGUGUGUUUCAAGAAGUGUAUGCUUUGUAACAGUGACACACGGAGGUUACAUGUUUUAUCAAAAAAUAAGGCAGUAAAUGCAAACUUUAAAGACAUUAUUCAAGAUUGUCUAAGUGUUGAACUUGACUUGGAGGUGUUUGAUUUGAUGCAUGUGUGUGACCCUUGUGUAAACACUUGUGAGAAGUAUCUGAAAUUUAAAACAGAAAGUGUAAAGAAUUUAGAAGAAAAUAAGAAGUCUGUAUGUAGGACGAAGCGUCAAGCAAAAACCCCACCAUCGUUACUAAAACUAUCUAUUAGUCCAUCUAGUCGAUCUGUGGCGAGUCAGAUCGAGAGAUCAGUUGAAAAACUAAAACGGAUGAGGAUAGAAGAUGGGGAGUGCAAAACCCGUACAGGUGUGUCGAGAAGUAGAGUACAGCUGCAGUUUAAUGGUGUGGAUCACCAGUACACAAAAAGGCAUUCAGGGAAAGUUGCGAAUCAAGAACAGUUUUCAUCACCUGAAUCGAUACUGCAUGACAUUCAGGAAAAUGUUCCAACAUAUUGUCAAAGCAUUGGCAAACAGUUGCAGAGUGUAUGUAAACCUGGUCAUAGUCUUCUGUUCAAUAAGGAUCCAGGUGACUUGAUGGAGAAAAACUGGUUUACCGAAAUCAUUUUGGAAAUGAAGAGGAUCUGUCCUGAUUUCUUAUCAUUGCUAUCAUGUGCUGUAGGUGAUGCUGCAUCUGCCGAGUCCAAGCUGGCUACAAUUGCCACUGUGUAUGGCAUGGUUAUGCAUAGUAGGAAUGUGAGGGCAUCAGCUAUACAGCGUCUCUAUACAGCUUUAGCCAUUAGAUUUCAUGCUGAUAAUAAGUUUAUAUAUUUACAUGAAGUUAGUGUGUGAAAGAGAAAGGAUCAGAUGACACAGCAAGUUGUUGGAGAGAUUGAACAAAGUUCACAUCACCCUAUCUCAUGAGACAAAAAGAAACAUCAUGGCAGAGUUUGGGGACUUUUGUGAG